Bicyclus anynana (squinting bush brown) is the source of this 2067-nucleotide messenger RNA. Its product is annotated as facilitated trehalose transporter Tret1. Gene Ontology annotation, biological process: transmembrane transport. Gene Ontology annotation, molecular function: transmembrane transporter activity. Gene Ontology annotation, cellular component: membrane. The coding region runs from base 207 to 1718 and encodes 503 amino acids. The transcript has 5 exons. NCBI's taxonomy places the organism in Eukaryota, Metazoa, Arthropoda, Insecta, Lepidoptera, Nymphalidae. The record is from RefSeq and is a predicted model, not a curated record.
ACGCACACACACAAUCGUGUUUUCUGCCAGUGUGACCGCGUCGCGCGACCACAUUGGGUCUGUGGCUACAAUAUGGUGCCUCAGUUCCGUGAUCUGUGAAAUAUUUCGAUUUAUAUAUUACGUUCAAUAUACGUAAUAUAAUAUAGAAAUAGUCCAAAUCACAACGAUGCAAACUCGUCUGCCAUAAUAUUGAAUAACAAUAAAAUAUGGCGGAAAAGAAGAUUGAAAUCGUAUCCACAAGGAACGCUGAGUCCGAGAAACCGCAGAAACAACCGGUGUCGCCGUUUCUACGACAGCUGUUCGCGGUGAGCGGCGUGGUGAUGUACAUGAUCGGCACCGGCGCCAACAUCGCGUACCCCGGGGUACUGCUGGAGCAGCUGCGUCGACCCGACUCCGCCGUGCGACUGACUCCCGACCACGAGUCAUGGAUAGCAUCCAUCCUGGGUCUGGCCCUCAUCUCGGGCAUCCUGACGGCGCCGUUCUGUCUGCAGAAGCUGGGGCGGAGACUCACCAACCAGCUCAGCACGCUGCCCACCAUGGGCGGCUGGGCGCUGCUGCUGACUGCUAGAAGCCCAGAGGCUUUGCUGAUCAGCAGAUCUUUGCAGGGCUUUGGAAUGGGGUUACAGGCGGCUUGCGCCCCGGUCUCCAUUGCUGAGUAUUCCGCGCCCAAACAUCGAGGAGUCUUCCUGGCUACCAUCGCGUUCUCUUUUGCCACCGGCAUGUUGGUGGCUCACGUCUUCGGCACAAUCCUCUACUGGAGAACAGCUGCCAUCGCCUGCGGAAGCUGCUACGUGAUCUCUCUAAUCCUGAUCUCAUUAUCUCCUGAAACCCCACCAUAUUUAGCAUCCAGGGGGAAAUUCAACGAAUGCCGCAAAUCCUUUCGAUGGUUGCGAGGAUAUGGCGACGAUUCUGAAAAGGAGCUAGAAGUCCUACUCAAUAGCCAAAGGAAAACGGUUACAAAUACACCAAAAGUCUCAAAAUUCAAGUAUUAUUUUGAUGUUAUUAGAAAACCAGAGUUUUAUAAGCCAACGUUUAUUAUGGUUUGCAUGUUUAUACUCUUCCAAGUAUCUGGCAUGACUGUUGUACCGUCUUAUACCGUUCCAAUGAUGAAUGAAGUGACUAGUGGACAUAUAGAGGCUUAUACCAGCAUGUUAAUGGUAGAUGUUGUGAGGUUUGUCAGUGCUAUUGUUGCUUGUAUAGUCGUCAAUAAGCUAAACCGCCGCACAGUUUUGUUUUUAGGCAUAUAUAUUAGUGUCAUAUCUUUAUUUACGACUUCUAUACUUUUGUACUUAAGAGACUUCGGAUAUAUACCUGAUCCGUACAAAUGGACACCCGUAAUACCUACUUUAUUAUACAUAUUUGGUAAAACAUUAGGAAUUUUGCCUAUACCUUGGGCGAUAGCUGGAGAAAUAUUCCCUUUGGCGUACAGAUCUUUAGGCAGUGGCAUUUCUGGAUUGACUUUAUCGUUGAUGUUCUUUGUGGUUGUGAAAACUGCGCCUUCUUCAUUUUCUGCAAUUGGUGUGAAAGGAACAUUUUGCAUUUACGGGUUAUGUAUUGCAAUCUGUGGCGCGUUCUUAUUCUUUCUACUACCAGAGACGAAUGGAAAAACGUUGUAUGAAAUCGAAUGCCACUUUAAAGGGUUGAAAGAUAAAAUAAGUAGAACUGAUACGUGUGAAAAGGACAGGAUGCUGGAAUUGGAGAAGGUGGAAGAGGGAUGAUAAGGCGAAAGGUGGAAACAGUGAAUGCCUUCCAGCUUUCAAGAGCUGGCCCCGUAGUUAGAAGGAGUAAACAUAUCGAUUAUAUUUAAAUAAUGAUGUUGAUGAUAGAUUUUGAUCAUUGUGUCAGUAACUAAACAAUAAUGACUGAUUGAUUAUUAGGUAUUUGUGGGUCAAGUAGUUUAACUAAAACAAAUUCAUAGAAUGGAUGAUCAUUUUCAAGUAUGACAAGAAUAAUUUAUGGGAGUGUUUUACUAUCAUAGUUUUAAUUGACCUUAAACCAACCAGUAUUGCGUAGACAAUAAAUCAUGUAACCUAGAACGCAUUUAUAAAUAAAAGACAAUAAACGCUA